UUAAGACGCAGGCAGCGGCGUGCUCGUUACCAGGGCGACAAGAAAAUGACAAAACUCUAGGGCUCGUCUGUUAAACUGCAGCAGUGUGUGUGUGGGAGUAUCCAAAAACUCUGUGCACCGAGAAUUAACUCUCACCUCAACUCACAGCAGCAGCACACUCCGGACAUUACAGGUUAAAUAAGUUGUUUUUUUCAGUCACUAAAUGGAGCGUAAGAGGGGACCUGCUGCUUCUUCUCUACCGACGUUAAUUGAACAGUAAGCAACGCGACGUCUGAGCGCUGCAGGGUCGCAUGUGUGGAGAGAGGGGGGAUACACAGAUAAGACACAGACAAGGCUCGACUUUUUCUUGCAUGUAUUUGUUUUUAGCAAACUUUUAAUUGUCAUUCAGUUUGAUGCUGCAGCUCUCGUCGGGUUUUUAACACCAGCUCUCCGGACAUUCAAGACCCACUGAGGGAUAAUCCCAAAAGAAAAAGAAAAAGUAUGGUGAUGCUUCCUGCAUGAGCACAAGAAACAAAACAGAAAGAAACAUGAGCAAGAAAUAUGAAUCAGCAAACGUGUCUGAGGUGGAGGAUCACAUCUCUCUCAAGUAUGUAAUCAAGAAGAGGCUUGGAAAAGGGGCUUAUGGCAUUGUAUGGAAAGCAGUUGACAGACAGACGGGUGAGAUUGUGGCCGUGAAGAAGAUCUUUGAUGCCUUCAGGAACAGGACAGAUGCUCAGCGGACAUUCAGGGAAAUCAUGUUCCUCCAGGAGUUUGGAGAUCAUCCCAACAUCGUCAAACUUCUAAAUGUCAUCAGAGCGCAAAAUGAUAAAGACAUUUACCUCAUCUUCGAAUAUAUGGACACUGACCUCCAUGCAGUGAUAAAGAAAGGCACUCUACUGAAGGACAUCCACAAACGUUAUGUGAUGUACCAGCUUCUCAAAGCCAUCAAAUACCUGCACUCAGGAAAUGUUAUCCACAGGGACCAAAAGCCGUCCAACGUGCUGUUGGACACUGACUGUGUAGUCAAGCUGUGUGAUUUCGGCUUGGCCAGAUCACUCAACCAGAUCCAAGAGGACAGUGGGAAUCCAGCGCUGACGGAGUACGUGGCGACGCGGUGGUACCGAGCUCCCGAGAUCCUGCUGGGAUCCACAAGGUACACUAAAGGUGUGGACAUGUGGAGCCUUGGCUGUAUCCUGGGAGAGAUGCUGCUGGGGAAAGCCCUGUUCCCCGGGACCUCCACCAUCAACCAAAUAGAGAAGAUAAUGAGUGCCAUACCACACCCCAGCCCAGAGGAUAUUGUUGCAAUCAAGUCUGAAUAUGGAUCCUCUGUCAUUCAGAGGAUGUUACUGAAACCACAGGUUUCUUUGGAGGAUCUUCUCCAGCCUUCUGUGCCCCCCGAUGCUCUGGACCUGUUGAGAGGUUUGCUAGUUUUCAACCCUGACAAGCGGCUGACUGCUGAGCAAGCCCUCCAACACCCAUAUGUAUCCAGGUUUCAUAGUCCAGCCAAGGAGCCAGCUCUUAACUAUGAUGUAGUGCUGCCAGUGGAUGAUGAUGUACAAUUAUCUGUGGUUCAGUACCGCAACAAACUUUAUGAGAUGAUGCUGGAGAGGAGAACUAAUCAGGGGAUGCUAAGGCUGAUCCAGCCAAAGGGAGAAGGCAGUGAGAAGCCCGGUGUGAAGGAUAAAGUAGAGAAAGGCCCAGUGGCAGCAAAUGGCAGUGUGGAUGAUAAACACGAGGGGAAAACACAACAUGAAAAGACCGAUGAGACGAACCACGUACCUUCACACACAGGCGUCACCAAACCUGUUGUGCCCGCGUGUGCAUCAACCCCGCCAGCUGUGGAGAAGACGAGUCCAACAGCCAGCCCUAGCUUGGGAAAACUCACAUAUAACCCCAUCACACAUGCCCCAAAUGGUUUUGUUCGGAGUCCAGCUGGUCCUCCUCAGUACCACUACGCCACUGCAGCAGGCAGGAGACCAGUGGAACAGGCCAGUAAUGGAAAUGCAACAACAUCACCAACAGAGGGCACCAAUGCUCACUCCAUGGACCAGAUUCUCCAGCGUGGUCGCUCAGCCCCUGUGACUCAUAACCGUUCCUUCUCCUUGACCCUAAACCAAACCCAGAACAACCCGCUGGUUCGCAAAGAUGAGCCACCCCUGCCCUCUGGGCUAUAUGUCACAUCUGCACGCCUGAACCAGCGUUCAAAUCCUCAGGUUCGUGAGGCUCGGCCACCGACGCGGUUCAGCAAGAAAGUAUUUCAGAGCAACUGUAAUGUGGCAGCUGCGGGCGACCCUCGAGCCAAACUGGGAAGCUAUUCUCAGACCUAUGGUACUAUCAACAAGACUGAUCUGGACAAUCUGCUUCGAAGCCGCCCUUACAACCAGUAACUGCUGUCUUAUCAGCGGUUACAUAGGGGCACAGUGUGGCACACGUGUUUCAACACACAACAAAGCUUGUCUUGUACUAGGAUGUUAGGCACGUGGCAAACGGGGAAGAUAAAUUGGGAAGAUAAAUUGUAACUGUUAGGUCAAACACCUCUUGUAUACUGUGUAGAUUGUACCCAUUGUCUGUGACAAUGAAAACAUAUUUGUAAAAAUCCAGUUCAUAUUACAGUUAUCAAAUUGUACCAGCAAUUCAUGAAAAUAUGUAUAUGUGUGUAGUUUCUAAAGCAAGUUUCGCUCAACAGCAUUUCUCACAAGGCUGAAUUACCAACUGGGCAAAGAGGGGCUUCUUGCCCACUGUAGUGGUAAACCUGCUGGUUUUCAUGUUAACUUAUGUAGCUAAAGACCUCUGAGCUUAAUGGUUUAUUUACAUUAAGCCAGUUGGUUUCAGAUGGACACAGCAUAACUGUAAAAUAUGCAAAUAGUUGUUAAAAUGUAUUGUAUGCAACAAGGAAUUAUUUUUCAUGUGAAUACAACAGCAGUAAGUAAACGUUAUUAUCUAAUGUGUACAGAAAUGACAAAUGUAAAUGU
Molecule: messenger RNA, 2951 nt
Organism: Morone saxatilis (striped sea-bass)
Lineage: Eukaryota; Metazoa; Chordata; Actinopteri; Moronidae
Gene: mapk15
Product: mitogen-activated protein kinase 15
Exons: 14
Coding region: 498-2366 (622 amino acids)
Biological process (GO): intracellular signal transduction; protein phosphorylation
Cellular component (GO): cytoplasm; nucleus
Molecular function (GO): ATP binding; MAP kinase activity
Source: RefSeq, a predicted model, not a curated record